Agelaius phoeniceus (red-winged blackbird) is the source of this 2925-nucleotide messenger RNA. It is a transcript of the gene GALNT16, whose product is annotated as polypeptide N-acetylgalactosaminyltransferase 16. The record is from RefSeq and is a predicted model, not a curated record. Gene Ontology annotation, biological process: protein O-linked glycosylation. Lineage: Eukaryota; Metazoa; Chordata; Aves; Passeriformes; Icteridae. Gene Ontology annotation, cellular component: Golgi apparatus. Gene Ontology annotation, molecular function: polypeptide N-acetylgalactosaminyltransferase activity.
AUGAGGAGGAUCAGGGCUAAUGCCAUCGCCAUCCUGACCGUCGCCUGGAUCUUGGGCACUUUCUACUACUUAUGGCAGGACAACAAGCCCCGCUCGGCGGCUGCCGGCAGGUCCGCCGGAGUCGGUAGCGGCGGCGCCCGGAGCGGGCAGAGGGCGGCCGGCAGGCUGGAGCUGCGCCGGGAGGAGAGGACCAUCCCCCUCAUCAUGACGAGGGCUCCCCUGGGAGAGAAGAGCAGCCGGCGGGGUUUUGACGAGAAGGCGUACUUGUCCUCCAAGGUGCUGAAGGCUGGAGAAGACCCCUACCGGCAGCACGCUUUCAACCAGCUGGAGAGUGACAAACUCAGCAGCGACCGGCCCAUCCGGGACACCAGGCACUACAGGUGCACUUCGGUACGCUAUGACACUGACUUGCCAGCCACCAGUGUCAUCAUCACCUUCCACAACGAGGCGCGAUCCACGCUGCUCCGCACGGUGAAGAGUGUUCUGAACCGCACCCCUCCCAGUCUCAUCCAGGAGAUCAUUUUGGUAGAUGACUUCAGCUCAGAUCCUGAGGAUUGCCAGCUCCUUACCAAGAUCCCAAAGGUCAAGUGUCUACGAAACACCCAUCGAGAAGGGCUGAUUCGCUCUCGGGUGCGAGGAGCUGAAGUGGCGGCUGCUGACGUCCUCACCUUCUUGGACAGUCACUGUGAAGUCAACAGCGAGUGGUUGCAGCCAAUGCUUCAGAGAGUGAAAGAGGAUUAUACCCGAGUGGUGAGUCCAAUCAUUGAUGUUAUCAGCCUGGAUAAUUUUGCCUACCUGGCAGCAUCAGCAGAUUUGAGGGGAGGGUUUGACUGGAGCCUUCACUUUAAGUGGGAACAGAUUCCUAUAGAGCAGAAGAUGUCCAGAACAGACCCAACUCAGUCUAUAAGAACCCCUGUCAUAGCAGGAGGCAUCUUUGUGAUUGACAAGUCCUGGUUUAACCACCUGGGAAAAUAUGAUACUCAAAUGGACAUCUGGGGAGGAGAAAAUUUUGAGCUCUCUUUCCGAGUGUGGAUGUGUGGUGGCAGCUUGGAGAUUGUUCCCUGCAGUCGAGUGGGACACGUGUUCAGGAAGCGUCAUCCCUAUGACUUCCCUGAGGGCAACGCGCUGACUUACAUCAAGAACACCAAGCGCACAGCGGAGGUGUGGAUGGAUGAGUACAAGCAGUACUACUACGAGGCCCGUCCCUCGGCUAUCGGCAAGGCCUUUGGAAGCAUUGCAGACCGAGUGGAGUUGCGACACAAGCUGAACUGUAAAUCCUUCCAGUGGUAUCUGGAGAACGUCUACCCCGAGCUCAAAAUUCCUGAAAAAGAGUUGAUUCCAGGAAUAAUUAGACAAGGAGGAAACUGUCUGGAGUCUCAGGCACAGGAUGCCACAGGGACUGUGUUGGCUGGCAUGGGAAACUGUAAAGGGUCGGUGAACAAUCCACCUGUCACUCAGGAGUGGAUAUUCAGUGACCCUUUAAUUAGACAGCAGGACAAGUGUCUUUCCAUUGCCUCCUUCUCGACUGGUUCUCAAAUCACACUGGAAGCUUGCAGUCAAAAAGACGGCAGACAGAAGUGGAAGAUGAAAGGCAGUUUCAUUCAACACUUUGUCAGUGGUCUCUGCCUGGAAAACCAGACUGGAAGAGUGGUGACCAACCCCUGCCAAGCAGGUGUACCUGGCCAACAGUGGGAGCUGCUACAAGCAACAUGAUGGUACUACCUCCUUCCUCCCUGCUCCCACUGUGUGUGUGUGCAGCUUUCUUGCAGUUCCUCCUUCAUAACCACUCUGGGACCAGGACUCAGCUCUUCUACAAACAAUGCUCCUGACUGCUGCAGACCACAGAAGCUCUGCUUAUUUACAGUGCCCAAGCUCUGGGCCAGCCCUAAUGCAAAGGGCUCUUGUCAGCACGGUGGCUGCUGCCCUUGGCUGUGUGUUUGGCCCCCGUGCUGGAGGUUGCUGACUGCUCCUGGGGCAGACACACCUGGACUGGCUGUGUUGAUUUAUUUGUGCCUCUUUCCUACUGCUCUCCUGGCAGAGUGUGAACUGGCAUCCUUCUGGGCUGUAAGCUGGGGCUGCUGAAGAUGGGACACUCCUUCUUCAGGUGCUGUGGCCUGGGGGAGGAAAGGGCAAAGGUGGACAUAUGCUAGAUGUUAAUAACUCAAAUUGCUUGUGGAGUUUGGAGUUUCAUUUUUUAAUUCUACCUGGUUUUGGACAUGUUCACCUGAGGUUACCUCCCAACUGCUCACUCUUCUGUCAGCUAAAGCAUUGCUUUAGCUCAACACAGACCUCCCCACACAUCAUCUUUUGGAAGCUGUUGGUUUCCAAUGUGUUUUAGCAGUUGCUGAAAAGGAGUUACAUUACAAAAGGCUGCUGUCAAGUGUGGGCAAACUGAACUUCUUCUUGGAAUAAACAAAGUCUUGUUCAAACUCGUUAUUAGCAUACUCUACACUUCCCUUGCACUGAAGGGAAGAAAGAACAAUGUUAUCUCUAUUUUUUCCCCAAGGUCCAUCCAGUGCCAUGUUUUGUAACAGGUGUCUGUUAGGAUUUCUUCAAGAAAACUGACUAUAUGUAACAGUCAGACCAAGCAGCUGCUGAGCCUUGUUUUCCUGUUUAUUUUAAACAGCCCCCUAGACUGUCAAGACAGAGAAUUUGCAUUGGUAAUACCCUUAAAGAAAGCUGUUACUGUAUCAGAGCAUCCCCUGUAAUUUCCUGUGCUGUGAACCAAUGGGAAUUUAUUUAAGAGGAGCUGAAUCUACUGUUGUACAGAAAUUGGAUUCAAAAGGUUUAUUUUUCCCACUCACUUGUAAGUUGCACUUUGCCAGAUGUAAUUUAUGUGGAAUCCAGAUUAGUUUUCCUUUUUCUUCAAAAGAAGCAUGUGCCAGAAUCUAUUUAAUGCCUGGAAUAAAAUCCAUUUUGAAAUAA